This is a messenger RNA of Drosophila willistoni, 3028 nucleotides long. RefSeq names its product TBC1 domain family member 31. The record is from RefSeq and is a predicted model, not a curated record. The transcript has 4 exons. Gene Ontology annotation, cellular component: centrosome. Lineage: Eukaryota; Metazoa; Arthropoda; Insecta; Diptera; Drosophilidae. The coding region runs from base 60 to 2948 and encodes 962 amino acids. Gene Ontology annotation, molecular function: protein binding.
GUUGCCAAAUGAAAAAAAGGAAAUUAGUUAAAUAGCAAAUUCGAAAAAGGAAACCGCAAAUGACUGGACAAAAUUCGAAUCCUGAAACUGAGCAAAAUGUGGAAGAAGAAAAUGAAGCCGAAAAUUACUUUUCUGAGGAGCAAGAAGAAUGGGAAUUGUCCAGCGAAGAAGAAGAGAACGAAGAGGGUUUCGAGGAAGAGGUCCUUGGAGUGACUCACGGUCCUUUACAACUAGAGAAUCCUGAACUUCCGCUGCGUAAGCAGGCCUUUAAAUUGAAGCAUAAUAAAACUGGCAACAUUCUUACUGUGCAUCACACGAUCAAAGAAAAUGGCCAACAACUGCGGAUUCCCAUUUCCGCCUGCUGCUUCAACAAUGAUAGCAACAAACUGGUAGCCAUAGACAAGCGGGGCAACAUAUUUGUAUUUGAUUUUGUAAUUAAACGGUAUUGGCGACUUAAUUUCCUCCUGCCACACGGGCGUUUAGUGCGUGCCUCGCCGUUGCAUAAAAACCUAUAUAUGGUGGCUAAUAAACUGGGUCAGGUUUUUGUAGUGGACUUGGAAAACUCUGUGGUGAGCCGUCGCAAUAAAAUGGGAGAAGCAGCCAUUGAUGAAAUGUCGUGGGGCAAUCGCUUGAACAGCUCCAGCGCAUCGAAUGCAUUAAUGCGUUUCGGUGCAGAGGCUGUUCUUUUUAAUCUUCAAUCUCUAUGGAUCUCGCAUGAGUUGCAGUUUGAUCAGUCGCGUUAUACGCUGAAAUUUGCUGGAUAUUUGCCCAACUCGGAUAAGUUCUUCACAUGCUUUACCAAUGAUUCCAUUCAUGUGUGGUCUUCCUUAUCGCUGAAUACCCUAAAAAUGGCUCAACCCAUCAAGACUAGGAACAGGAAGUUGCGUCUAACGGCUAAUAGCCAGGACAUUCCAGAGAUUUCUUUAAAGGAUCCCAAUCUAAGUGAUCUGGAAGAUGAGUUGCUGUUUAAUUGCCAAGAUCAGGAUUUUGCCGAUGGCAGUCUCUUGAACUAUUGCUUUACUCCGGAUGGCAACAAGUUCUGCUUAAGCUGUUUGGAUGGUUAUCUUCUGAUGUUGAGCACAGUCAGUUUAGAUUUGGAAAAGAUCUAUCGUCUCAAUGACUUUGUUUUAAAGCAAAUGGCCUUUCUGCCGCAGCCCAAGGAGCGCAUAUUAGUUGGCAUCACAUCCAGGAAUCAAGCUGUAAUGCUGGAUCUGUGUCACACGCAAAACAAAUUGAUUAUAGAAGCUUCGCAAGCAUCCUGUCUAAGUCUUAGCCGCGAUGGCAAAUUGCUUUCGGUCCUGAGCAAAUGUGGUCAGGUUAAUGUUUGGUCCACUUGUCGGUUAUUUAGUGCGCUCCAGGCUCAGACGCACUGCCGCAAGAUAAUACAGAAAACUCUUUUGAAGACAUCUAAAGUUAAUUAUCUGCCUACAUGCCUCUCUUCCCACAAGGAGAUACGUCAUCUGUUAAAACCUGACAGAUUGAAGGCUAUGCUAAAGGAGUACGGUUGCUAUCCAGAGAAAUAUAGAUUCCUAAUAUGGACUUCUCUGCUGGAUUUGCCGUUUAAUAAGACUGAAUUCCAGGGUUUGCUCAAACUGGGACCACCUCUGAAGAUCAAGAAUCAGGCGAAAGAAUUAAAAAUACGCCAGGAAGCCCAUAGACGUGGAGUGAUCAAGAUCUGGAGCUGCCUCAGUCAAUGGUGCAAGGUGUUUGCCUAUGCUGAAUUCAUGCCACAUUUGAUCUAUCCCUUCGUCCGGCAGUUGCCCAAAAACAGCUUAGUCUGUUUUGAACUAUUGGUUAGUUUGAUUCAGAACCAUUUCUAUUUGUGGUUUGAGUUCCAUCCACUGCCACCAUCCAACUAUUUGGCCAUGAUUGAUAAUCUCUUGCUUCGCCUGGAUCCACAAUUGUGCAAGUUUUUUAAAGCAUUUGAACUAGAAGCCAAGGAUUAUGCCUGGUCGUUGCUGUCAAAUGCCUUUGCCGAGGUUCUGGAGGAGCAACAAUGGCUUGUUCUGUGGGAUAAUAUCAUAACAGAACCACCUUAUUUUCCUAUUUUUUUGGCUAUUGCCUAUAAUGUGAUACAUCGUGAGAUAAUUCUACGUCUGCCGGAUCAAAAGUCUGUAAUAAUGUUCUAUCAUGAACAAAAUCCAAUUGAUAUGACCAAGUUACUGAAGCGUGCUCGCUCCAUAAUGGCCAAGUGUGACUUAGUCCUGCACCCGCAACGCUUUGUGCCACCAUUUUCGCCUGUGCCCAAAGGAGUGUAUCCCAAGUUUCUAAAAUAUCCAACCGAAUGGAUAGCCCAACAGGAGGAGCAAACAGUGGCAUUGGUUAAACACAAUCAGGAUAUUGAGGCACGUCUACGUCAUCUGGAAUUGGAGGAAAUGAAGACUAUGGAACGUUUGAAUAAUGGCCUCAAAAAGGAAGAGCACACACGUCGGCUUAAGGAGAUGGAGAAGCUCUAUCAGGAUACCAUACAACGUGAGGAGGAACGUAUUACCUGCCAACGCAAAAUGCUUUUAACCUACCAAAUGGAGGUCAGGAGCCGUAAGAGUGAGGUGAUUGCGAAGCUCCAGGAAUCCGAACAGCGUCGUAAAGUCAUGGAGAUGGAGAAGGACAUCGAUCUCCUAAUGCACACCAUUGAAAGAGAACGACGUCGUGAUAAUCAGGAGAUGCAAUUGGCCGAGGAUGAAAUACGUAAUCAGGAGAUGGAACUAAUGGCCCAGCGCUAUUACGAAGGUAUGGAAGGAGAGCCUUUAGCUCAAAAGUACUAUGAUAAAAUAAUGAGAUUGUGCAAGCAACGCAAUGACUUGCAGCAGAAUUUGAAAGAGAUGACCAGAGAGCAGUAUGAGAAACCAUCCGUCUCUUCGCCCUUUCCAUUGUUGGAUAUUGAACGUUCCAUUUUGGAGAUUCAAAGAGAAUUCUCAGAUAUUAUAGACAGUGAUAGAAGGACAUGAAUGCAAUAUUCUUUCGUUUUUUAAACAAAUUAAGGCACUUUUGUGUACAAAUAAAUGAUAAAACUAUCUAUAACUAUGUA